AUGGGUGUCGUCAGAUCAGGGGUAGGAACGUCGGAGGUCGUGGUUACGCCAACGACAAAAGAACGACGAAAAAGAAACCAAGUGAGUGAAUGUAUGGGCGUUAUACUAGCCGGCAGAACUGAUGUUAGAUCAAUCCCUGAGGCUAUUCGCAAAGGCUCCGGAUUAAAAAGGGAAACUAAACGCAACCGGCAGGAUAAGCCAGUUCCUGAAAAUAAAAAACCUUUGGUGUUCCCCUGCAUCUGCACGACCCAAUCCGAAGCCGAAGAGGGGGCUGGCGAGGGGUUUCGUCCAACUGGUCGAAGUGUCAGACAAGCCGAAGUCGACAGGGGGCCCAGCGUUGUCUUCUGGAUCUGCAAAUGUUCAACGGCGACUUUCAACUGUGAGGUGUGCAAUGUGUCUUACUUUCUUUUCUUUUCGCACAUCGGCCAAGGUGAUGAACCAGAGGAGUCGGGCUGUGCCGAAGAUUUAUUCAGCAUUUUCGUCUGGAUUUUCUUCGUAAUGAUGCCAGUUGUUUCCUUUAAAUACAACAAGGACGAUCUUCUAGGGUUGACCCAGCACGCGUCUGCGGAGACUGGUGGAGUUUCGUCCCAGCAAACGCCAGACGCCUCACCUUCGGCCAUCCAGAUACGCGAUUAUGCCAACGACUCCGAGAAAUAG
Truncatella angustata is the source of this 657-nucleotide messenger RNA. RefSeq lists its product as uncharacterized. The transcript is spliced from 3 exons. The coding region runs from base 1 to 657 and encodes 218 amino acids. NCBI's taxonomy places the organism in Eukaryota, Fungi, Ascomycota, Sordariomycetes, Amphisphaeriales, Sporocadaceae. The record is from RefSeq and is a predicted model, not a curated record.